UUUUUUAUAUUCUUCGUCCUUCUAAAUUUACUUAGUUUGAAAUUCAUCCUCGUAAUGUUUUUAAUUUUGACUGCAUCUCCUGUGAAUUCCAAGGUUUGCCCUUAACUAAUGGAUUCACAAGAUUUUUUAUUCCUCAACCCUAUUAUCAUAACAGUAAGUACGCAGUCCCCAGUCUUCCCUUUCCGUCCCUUUUGCCUGUUCUCAAAACUCAAGUUAUCAACCCUAGCUGGUUCCACAACUUCCACUCUCUCUCUCUCUCUCAAAACAGCCAUUUCUUUUCUUUAUUUCGUUUGCCUCUGUUCUUCCUCUAGUCUCCACUCUGCAUCUUAUGUGCUCUCGCGUCUCGCCUCUCUGUAUCAGGGACUCUUUGUGGUGAUUAUGGCUUGUAUUCAGCACAGCAGAAAUGCUCUACGGCGAAUUGUUGCUAAAGAAACCAACUUGAAGAGCUCUGAUGGUGCUAUACAUCCAUUGUUAUAUGCUUGUCAAGGGGUUAGAUAUAAGAAGUUAGAAGUUAUUCUUACAACAAGCAUAGAGAAGCUUGGGAAAGCUGGUCAGACAGUUAAGGUUGCGCCAGGGCAUUUUCGCAACCAUCUGAUGCCCAAAUUACUUGCUGUCCCUAAUAUCGAAAAGUUUGCACAUCUUAUCAGGGAGCAACGCAAGAUUUACCAACCCGAGGAAGAAGAAGAGGUGAAAGUAGUUAAAGAGACAAUGGAAGAUAAGAUGAAAGAAUACGAAACAGCAGCAAAACGCUUAGUCAAAGCCCAACUGGCUUUUAGGGUAGGGAUCAAUACUGCAAAAUUCCGUGCCCGUGAAUCAAAAGAUGACCCGAUAGAAAUUCUUUCACCAGUGACAAAGGAUGAUAUUUUAAAAGAGGUGACAAGACAAUUCAAUGUGCAAAUUGAACCUGACAACGUGCAUCUUCCAUCACCUUUGACUGCUCUUGGAGAGUUUGAGGUGCCACUACGCUUCCCAAAGUCUAUUCCGAUGCCAGAGGGAAAGGUUAAAUGGACACUUAAGGUCAAGAUUCGGGGUAAAUAAAUAUUACCUCAUCAUCAAAUUCUUGAUGAACAUUUAGACAAUGCUAUCGAAGGUUAUUGUAGAAUUCUUGUGACGAGCUUGAUGCUUCAACCCAGCACAUCUUGAAUCCUGCGAUGUCCUAUAUACUUCUUCAAUAAUCAAUCCUUACAAAAGUUAUUGUGGGAUGAAUUUUGAUUGUAGCUCUUUCUGACAUGCACAAAUUACAUGCACAAAUUAUAGCUUGGGGCCCUUGCAUCUGCUUUCAUACUAGUAUAUCCGAAUUCUGUUGAUUACUCUUUCGCUGCAUGUCAGAUGGUGUUUGGUUUCAGGUUUGUGUUUUAACUUCUACCCAAAAACACUUUUGAGAGACCAUCUCCUUUUGCUAUUAUGUUGAAGGAUUCGCGUAAAAAUGAAUUCAUGUGCUUUCUGCAUCUUUAA
Molecule: messenger RNA, 1455 nt
Organism: Populus trichocarpa (black cottonwood)
Lineage: Eukaryota; Viridiplantae; Streptophyta; Magnoliopsida; Malpighiales; Salicaceae
Exons: 6
Coding region: 109-1038 (309 amino acids)
Biological process (GO): translation
Cellular component (GO): mitochondrion; ribosome
Molecular function (GO): structural constituent of ribosome
Source: RefSeq, a predicted model, not a curated record